UAAAUGGAGUCUUUAACACCGACUGAGCAGCCACAUGGGAGCAAGCCCAAGGAUGGUCUUGGCCUGUUCAUUGCCAUACACAUUGGAGUUGGCAAAUAUUCAAUGAAAUAAGGAGAAUAUAAAACAGAGAAAGAAGGUCAUUAUCCAAGCAUUAAAGGCAGUUAGCCAGGAAUGCAAGCACACUAAAGAAUCAGAGGUGAAUAAAUGCUUAUUUUGCAACGAACUUUGGCAAGAUUCAAAUGUUCCAAUAUUGGAAACUAUCAAAAUAAUACAAUCUCUUGAGAACUCUAAUAAGGUCAAUGCUGGUAGAGGCUCAUUUCUAAAUGAGAAAGGAGAAAUCGAGACUGAAUCUCUAAUAGCUACUACCGAACCAAGUCUGGCUCUCAGUGCUUUUUGUAGCUCACAAUAUCUCUUCCCAGCACAUCUGCUACAUUUUGAAGAAAUCUUGAAAGAUGACCUCUAUCCUGCAUUUUUAAGUAAACCCAGAUUUGAGGGAGGAGUUCCUUUCCUAAUUCCCUCACCAGACAAGAAAAGGAAGAAAUAAAUGGAAAAUGAAAGAAGAAAUACUGAAGGAUUCAAAAACGCCUUACGCACAAGUUUUAGAGUUGAGUGAUACUGUUGGUGUAUGUACCAUAAAUUACCGAGGCAAUGGAGCUGUCGCCUCUAGUUCUGGAGGCCCAUGGUGCCAUAAGGAGAGACGUAUUGGAAUGGUCUCAAGUUUUGGAUCAGGAAGUUAUGUAGAGACUAGCAUUCUUCAGUUUCCUGAUACUGAGGAUAAACGCAGUUGCAAGCUGACAAUUGCCCUGACAAUCUCAGGUGACGGGAAUGAAAUCCUGAGGAGAGCAGUUGCGAUAAAGAUUUAUCACUCCUAUCUUGGGUGUUUCAAGAUCCUCAUGCAGACCAAACCUUUGGUUGAUUUGCUCAAUGAUAAAACUGUGAGUUGCCAGAGUAUUAUGGAGCAAUCUAAAACCCCAACGUGAAAGAUAUUCAAUGAUGAAAUUAAAGUCUUAGUAGAAGAGCUCUCUUUUGGCUGAAUUAUGACAGUCUCACUAAAAUUAGAUCAGGAGGAUGAGAAGGAAGGAGAUUGCAAUGUUGGGUAUGAACUCACAGUUAUUCAUACAACAGUUACUCCUAAUUUUGUAUAUGGGUAUAAAUUCCCAAGUGAUACUAAGCCCAAGAUCAUGACUAAUUCCAUGAGUAAAGGGGGUGAUGUUAAGAUCAAAACAAUUUAUCCAAAAUAAGCUAAUGUCUAGUACCUGAUUAAGAGGCAAAAUAAGGAUUUAUCAUAAAUAUUCUACCUUCAAUUUCACUUUUAUCCAAAUUUGCUUCAGAAAUUAA
Moneuplotes crassus is the source of this 1338-nucleotide messenger RNA. Lineage: Eukaryota; Ciliophora; Spirotrichea; Euplotida; Euplotidae. The record is from the annotation of a GenBank genome assembly.